Messenger RNA from Eruca vesicaria subsp. sativa (arugula), 1397 nucleotides. The record is from the annotation of a GenBank genome assembly. NCBI's taxonomy places the organism in Eukaryota, Viridiplantae, Streptophyta, Magnoliopsida, Brassicales, Brassicaceae.
UAAAGAUUUUGGUGUAGAAGAAAAUAAGUAGUAAUCAUGCAACGUUCUCAAGAUCAGAGGAUUAAUCUUGGUGAAAUGAAAGGUCAUAUUGUGAAGAAGAUUGGUGUUGAGAGAUCUAAAAAGUAUUUUAGUUACCUAAGUAGGUUUCUGGCUCAGAAGCUUAGUAAGAGGGAGUUUGAUAAGUCAUGUUUCAGGCUGUUAGGGAGGGAGAAUCUCUCUCUACACAACCAGUUGAUACGUUCCAUCUUGAGAAACGCAACUGUCUCCAAGUCUCCACCAACAGUUCAAGAUUUGGCCAAACCUGUUCAGAGUAGAGGAGAUGGAUCUUUAGUCCCUAACCAUAAUAGUCAGAAUGGUCCUGUUUUGUCAAAAUCCAAUGGCGUUUUGCCCAUCUCUCCGAGGAAAGUUAGGUCUGGGAUGCGUGACAGGAAGGUGAGAGAGUCAAAUGGGAAGGUUGAACAUAUGUCUCCACUUUGUAGAGAAAACGGGGAUUUGAGUAGAUUUGAUCAUCAAAGAUCAGGCAGAUAUGAUGAAAGAGACGGUGAGUUUCUUGGUCCAAGUAAAGAUCAGGUUGCAACUGCAGCAGUGAGAGAUGAUGAUGAAAAUGUAUCACUGAGUCCUCUGGUUGCACCUCUAGGGAUUUCGUUUUGUUCAGCUAGUGUUGGUGGUGGUGGGUACCGUAGAACGGUUCCUGUUUCAACCGUAAUGAGUUGCUGCUACGACAGUGGUGGAUUACUACCAGACACAGAGAUGUUGAGGAAAAGGAUGGAGAGUAUUGCAGUAGCACAUGGUCUUGAAGGUGUUUCGAUGGAGUGUGCUAAUACGUUGAAUACUAUGUUGGAUGUGUAUCUCAAGAAGCUGAUCAAAUCUUGCAGUUAUAGAGACAAGCAGGAUAGUCAGACUCGGAACAACGGUUUGCAAAUACACACUCGGAACGGACCUUAUGACAGAACACAACAAGAUCAUCACUCUGUCUCUCUGCUUGAUUUUAGAACGGCCAUGGAGUUAAAUCCACAGCAGCUUGGAGAAAAUUGGUCAACUCUCCGAGAGAGAAUUUCCCUGCGGUCUUUCGAGGAACAAGACUUGGAGGUGUGAAAGAAAUCUUGGAUUAGAUAAUGUCUUGAGUUCAGCCUGCUCUCGUCCAGAAGGGGAAAGAGAGUGAAGUCAGAACAGGUUAGUGGAUUAUUAUUGAAAUGCAAUUGAUCCCAAACCAAGAUACAUGUUGUAAGUUAGCAAGUUAUUGGCAAAUCUCAAAGAGUUUCGAGCUUUGUUGUGUGUAUACUGAGUUUUUGGCAGAGAUUGCAAAGGUACAAUGUCAAUUAAUAGCUGCAGUUUUGCUCUGUUUGUAACUUAGCAUUUGUUUAGAAUUCAUAUCAAUUAAUAAUAACAAAUUUGAC